AUUCCUUGGCUCUGCUGUCUUAGCCUGUCUAUCUUCCUGGCAAUAUGGACAGGUCUAAUGAAGGUAUGUUAUUCUAUAGAUACUUAAUCUGGAUCUAUGUUAAUUUUUAUCAUAAUUUUAGCUGGACUCGCCAAAGCUAGCCCUUUAUGCUUAAGUUUAUGUACAAUUUUCUAUUGUUGUCUCACUUUGUCUUGCAUUGCUAUCGUCAUUUUUUUGGGUAUCAGAAAUCCAGUUGCAGGCCCUACUACUUCUCUUCAAGUUGGAGAUAUUCUAUCUAAUAGUUCUGCUCUAAUAAAAGCUAAUUAUUCUGUAUCGUCAGCUACAUUUUUUAUGUUACCAGAAGGUACUGUAUAUGUGACAGCCACAGAACCACCGAAAAUUACUGACCAUCUUCCUCCUAAACAUCUUUCCGUCGGUUCAAUUCGAUACGAUUUGAAUUACCUUGGACUCGUCACACCAAUCUAUUUACUUCCUGGAUCUAUACUUCAUUACAAUGUAUCAAUAACAUCGAAUGAAAGACUUGAUUCCUCAUAUUCAGCUUGUUUAUAUCUCUUCACAAGUCUUACUCGAUUUCAAAAUUUCUUGUCAUUUGUAGAAAAUGAUAAUUCAAGUAACAUGAUUUCAUAUUGUUUUACAUCACCAGUUACUCCAAGGCAGCCUACUCUAGCAUCUCAUUCUUUUGACAUUGUUGAAGCUUCAAAAUAUUAUGUUGGAGUUGAAUUAGUAAGUGGUGUCAAUGUCAUUAUGAUGGCUAAUGUUUCUGUUGUGCGUGUAUAUUAUGAUACAAGAGGUCUUUCACCGCAUUGUAACAUGGUUCAAUUUUGUUACAUUGAUAUAUGUGAUGAAUUACUCUGUAGUCACUCUUCAAGUUCAGCUACUUACAUUCUUGUUCAAGCACCUGCAGAUAGUAGUAUACAAUAUGAAAUAACAACAGCUGCUCUUUUUGGAGCAAAUUAUGCUUACUUUCUUUUAGCUUUGUCAUUAGGAAAUUUCUCUUUUUGCUGCUGCUUCAUCUGUUAUUAUUGUUGCUGCAUUGCGUUGCGUAGUCUAUCAAUUGAUGAUAGCUCUGAAGGAAGAAAUUAUUCCCGAUUGAAGAACUAUGACGACUCAGAGUUUGAAAAUUCUUCUCAUCAGUGGGAUCAUGAGGAAUCAAAUGCUAACCAAAUUCUCAGAAACUUUUCUGAAUUUGAACAAUCUCAAUUAACAAAUUAUUCAGAAGAUUCAAGCGAACAUGACAACUCAGGAUUUGAAAAUUCUCCCCAGCAGUGUGAGGAAUCUCGGUUAACAAAUCUUUCAGAAGAUGUAGAAAAAAAUUACCAUGACAACCCGGAGUGUAAAAAUUCUAUUAUUUUUUCACAAUUUUCUGAACAUGUUCCACUGACUCAUCAUGUAGAAGAUGUUGAACUGAGCACAGUCUCAUCAUCGGAUUCAUUAAUCUCGGAGUGGCUUGAGACACACAAUGAGACUACAGAGUCAUAUCUCUCAAUUAAUAGUAAUUUUAUUACUGGUUAUGAAAUAGAUGGUUUAAAUCAACUGAGAGAAGAAAAAGAGCCUGACCUUCAGCUAGUUGAUUUUUCAGCUGAGACACACUGCUAUCUUAAAAACCAUGGACACCAAGAUACAAGCUUGGAUUCUAUUUGCACACUAGAUACAAGGAAUGAUCCCAUAUCAGUUGCUGCAGAUAUUUUUGGAGAUGUUGUUCAGAUUCCAAUAGACAGGAGUGGUUUAGUGCAUCACUGUAGUCAGUAUGGAGUGACUCUCAUUAUUCCAGAGGGAGCAGUACAAGAGUCAGCUACUGUAUGGUUUGGAGCAUGUCUCUUCAGUGAUAAGUUUAAGUUUGGUGAUUAUGUACCAGUCACUCCUAUUGUAUGGGUACACAUUGAUGCAAUAUUGCACAAACCUGCAGAAUUAUACUUUCCUCAUGACAUUGUAAUUUCCAGUGAAGCAGAUCUGGAAAAAUUUUCUGUACUAACAGCUGAUGAUAAGGGUCACUCCAGCAUACUGAAAUUUUACCAAAAGUGUCAUUCCCCAGCUGUUGAAGCCUGUUUAAAGUUUUUGCCUGUCUUUAAAAUUGAAUGCCAACAUUUUUGCUCAAAUUGUGUUGCCAUUCACAACAGACAAUACAAAAGGAUUGCCAAACGAUACCUAAUGGCACGAGCUGAGAAGAGUGAGAACAAUUGUUUGACUAUUGAAUUUAUCUUUUUAUGUCUGCAGCAAGGCUGUAAAAAGAUGAUUGAAGGUCAAUGUGCUAAACAAGGAUUCACGAUAACAUCGUAUAAAACAAUAACUUUUACUGGAGAUGGCCAAGUAUCACUGUCUCUUGAACCAGAUUCCUUUGAUGGUUGGAAACAAAAGUUUGAUGAUCUACACAGUGAAUAUAUUUCUGAAAAAAGCAUAGAUUACUAUGAAAUUAUGGGAUGUGAGAAAGUUGGAGAAGUGACUGAAGAUGAGCUUGAACGACUUGAUCUUCUAGAAGAAGCACUUGCAUAUCCUCCUCGCUUCAGAUUAAUUUUUACAAGAGAUGGUUCAUUUGGCCAACACAGUAACCAGGAAGUGACAGUCACAUUCAAUCAAGUUGAUCCACCAUUAGUCAGUAAGAUCUAUUUGGAGGGUCAUGGAGCUGCACAGCCUUUGUCACCUGCAUCUUCAUCAACAAAUAGUCAAUCAUUUUCAAUUGAUACUGAUCAAGAGUUAGGCGAGAUGAUUCACAUUAUUACAUCAGAAAAUUUCCUGAAGGAGAAAUGGUACACAUUUGGAUACCAUCUUAAACUUGAAACUGACCUGCUCAAUGAGAUUGAGACCACUUGCACUAACCCUAAUCAGUGUACAAGAAGAGUGAUAUUACACUGGAGAGGGAUAAACAAACCAGAGUCGGGUACAGAUGGAUAUACAUCAUGGGAGCCAGUAGCAACAGCUCUCACUCAAGUUGGGCUAAAUAAUUUAGCUCGCAAAAUCAAACGUCACUUCAAUCCACCAAUUGAACCCGAAGCAACAAAUCAGGGAGUUUAUUGUUCACUCUGUAAUGAAUAUCAUGGUGAUGGCUUGCAGCAACAUGCAUCAAGUACUAUAUCUAUAUUGAACAGUUCCCCUGAUAUCUCUCAACUUACUAACUUGGUAGCAGCAAAGAUUGAAGAUAAGUAUUUUUUGUUUGGAACAGCAGUUGGUUUAAACAUUGGUUACAUAAAUGGCCUUGGUUCUGAUUAUCGUAUGUGUAAAGAGAGAUUUAUUCAAGUACUUUAUACAUGGAGUAAUAGUAAACCCAAUGAAUUCACAUGGGACAAUGUUAUUAAAGCAUUACGUUCUGACACUGUGGAUGCUGCUGAAGUAGCUCUUGAUGUUGAAGAUCAUCUUUUCUCUAAGACCAAGUAGAGGCUCAUGAUUUUUAGGGUCAUGUACUUAUGCAAACAGUAUUUUUUAUCUUUUUAGUAUAGUGUAAUAAUUAACUUUUAGCAAUGCUGAAAAAUUACUACAACUAUAAAAAAUAGUUAUGAACAUGAUAUCAAUAUUUGAAAA
Molecule: messenger RNA, 3513 nt
Organism: Amphimedon queenslandica
Lineage: Eukaryota; Metazoa; Porifera; Demospongiae; Haplosclerida; Niphatidae
Exons: 6
Coding region: 97-3369 (1090 amino acids)
Source: RefSeq, a predicted model, not a curated record